AUGGGCACUCGUGGAUAUAAAAUGUACAGGCACAAGAAACGAUAUAUACGAUAUUACAAUCAGUAUGAUUCCUACUCGGAGGGACUAGGUCUGGAUCUUCUGGAGACAAUUCCAAAAGACCCAGCUGAAUUCCAGACAUGGCUCACCAACACACGUGCAUCGCUAGAUACUCAGCUGGAAGACUGGGAGAGCUUGGACGAGAGGGAGAGAUCGUCGUCUGCCACCUACUCCAUUUCCACAGUGCUGCCCUGGAAUGACCUCCACAUUCAGUGGGUCUACGAAAUGAAUCUCGACCACCUUGUAUUCCUCAUCAAUAAUGCACCAAUGUACCGCCUCGACAACAUGCCCCCUUACGAUAUAUUCGUUGAGGCAAUCUCCUUCGAUUCAUUCGGAAACAGCGCUUUGAACGAGCAUACACCUGAGGAAUACCGAUAUGUCUGGUCAACUCCACCUCCGCCGGUGGCCGAUGCGACCUUGCGGGAUUACAAGACUUCGGCGCAUCAUUAUGUUUGCAUCCGACUCCUCGAGUUCCAUGUCGGCUGCGUCAUGUACGAACAUAGUCAGUUUCUGCAGCAGUUGGACGCCAUACCUGAUCACUACGACAUCCCUGAUCCGGUGCUCGCCAUUAUGAGUAAUUUGAAUGACUCCGUUCGUCUCCGGUUUUUGGAAAGUCGUGAAUGGGCCGAUAUGACGAAGAAUCGCGAGCUCGAAAUUGAUGGUGACUCACCACCAGAGUUCUGGUGGCCUCAGGGUGAUCUGUGUGCUUUGUUAUGUACGCAUCUCGACGAUCAACGACACCUUCAAGCAGCGAUCGUGGAUAUUUCCAGGCAGAUCUUGGACAAGGGCUCUACCUCGCUCGAGCCUGUCUAUUGUAUUCUGUUCUCCGCUCUCCAUUGUUCAAUCUUCUGA
Fibroporia radiculosa is the source of this 909-nucleotide messenger RNA. RefSeq lists its product as uncharacterized. The record is from RefSeq and is a predicted model, not a curated record. Bases 1 to 909 code for a protein of 302 amino acids. The transcript has 3 exons. NCBI's taxonomy places the organism in Eukaryota, Fungi, Basidiomycota, Agaricomycetes, Polyporales, Fibroporiaceae.